GAUUCCAAAAAUCUAUUUACCAAACGUUCUAUUCACAACCGCAAAUCAAAUCAACACCCUCUUUAUUCUUACCAGACUGUACUCUCGCCACUCCACGCUCUCUCUCCUUCUCUCCCGGAGAACGAACUUCAGGAGACAAGUUUUAUUUCAAUGUCAGAGGUGAAGAGGGGCAGAAAGAUGGUGGAUCAGGAAGAAGCGAAUCCAGUAGUCAGAGUGGCAGCCAUAUCUGGGUCUCUUCGUAAACGUUCCAACCACCGAGGCCUCAUUCGUGCCGCAAUCCAACUAUGCGAGGACUCGAUCGACGGCAUGCAAAUUGAGCACAUAGAGAUCGAGCAGCUACCGAUGCUAAAUACAGAUCUUGAAGACAAGGGAACUUACCCACCAGUGGUUGAAGCUUUUCGUGAGAAAAUAAAAGAAGCUGAUUGUGUUCUGUUUGCUUCGCCUGAGUACAAUUUCUCCCUCUCUGCACCUCUGAAGAAUGCUGUUGACUGGGCAUCUAGACCCCCAAAUGCCUGGGCUGACAAGCCUGCUGCAAUCAUAAGUACGGGAGGAAAUGCUGGUGGAGAACGAGCACAGUAUCAUCUUCGUCAAGUUGGAGUUUUUCUUAAUCUCCACUUCAUUAAUAAACCGUUGUUUUGCAUUAAUGCAUUCCAGCCUCCGACAAAGUUUGAUAAAGAUGGCAACCUGAUCAACGAGGAGGUCAUAGAGAAGUUGAAGCAAGUUCUUCUAGCCUUGCAUGCGUUUACCUUGCGUCUCCAGGGCAAGUAAAUGAGAGUGUGUGUGAUUCUCAAACACAACAAAAAUAUUUGAUUCGUCCUGCAAUAUUGGACUUGACAUUAAUUUCGGGCACUCCUUUUUUUCUCGCUCUUUUGAAUAUAGACAUUUAACGAUGCAGCUGGGAUGCAGCUUAUCUUGUUUGCACCUUCCUUUCAUAAUCAUUUACAGUCAAAGGAGAAGCUUAGCUAUAACUUGUCCCGAAAUUGAUGACUGUUAUGCAUUAUAUGCUAUAUCAGUUUGUACCUUUCGGUUGUUCUGGCUAUAAUUUGGAAUGAACUCCUUUUCAACC
Molecule: messenger RNA, 1066 nt
Organism: Juglans microcarpa x Juglans regia
Lineage: Eukaryota; Viridiplantae; Streptophyta; Magnoliopsida; Fagales; Juglandaceae
Product: NADPH:quinone oxidoreductase-like
Exons: 3
Coding region: 151-768 (205 amino acids)
Cellular component (GO): cytosol
Molecular function (GO): FMN binding; oxidoreductase activity
Source: RefSeq, a predicted model, not a curated record